UGGUGUCGGUCUCCUAGCAACCGCGAACGGUUGUCCACCUGCUUAGUUGAAGACGCUGAAGCCCUUGAAAGUCCCUCCGCUGUUAACUUUGAGCGACCGUACCCUAUAUUAAUCCCACUAUUUUUUUUUUUAAACAAAGGAGGAGAGCUGAUGAUUGAGAAGCUCAGUCUGACUUGUGAUGGACGGCUGUCACACCGACAGCUCGCAUGUUGUCACUCUUAUUGUGGCCUGCCACUGGAUGGCAAGGACAUGCUGAUUUACAGCAAUGUCGACAAAAAGCUGGAGCCACUGCUGCUCACAGGCCACCAUGGUGAGAUCAGUGCCAUGACUUUUGGAAAAGGUAGCAGACCUGUCCUCCUCUGCUCUGCCUCUGCUGACUAUAUCAUCGUCUGGGAUAUUGAACUGUGCCAGAAGAGGACACAGGAGGGUAAGGUUGCGGCAGGAACAGUUAUCGGGACUUCGCUGGGUGAAGUCGUUCAUCUUGCAUUCUGUUUAUCUGAUGAACGAGUGGCUGCGUGCUCAGGAGCAACUGUGUAUGUUCUGAGCUCAAAGAGACCUGAUGUAAUCUCUACUUUGACAAGCCAUCUCGGGCCCUUAACAUCAGCAGAGUUCUGUCCCUGGAAUAAAGACAUUCUUGUCACUACAUCAGAGGAUCGCACUUUUAAGGUGUGGGACUUAAAAACUGAAACUGUUUGCUACCAGUCUUUUGUGCUUUCAGCCUCUCCACUGCUCAGUGUGCUCUUCCUGGAGGAGAACAGGCACCUUAUCACCGGCUCAACUGAUGGACAGGUGUGGUGCUUUACUCUCCCUGAUGACCACAAGUGUCACCUUGUGACCAAAAUGGACCUUCAGAAGAUGGAAAAAAGACAUCAAAUGCACCAGCUGGCUAUUAGCUAUCCAACAGGAUGUGCAGAGCAGUCAACUGUGGAUAAAGUGGAGACUUCGAAGCCUGUGCUCAAAAUGGCUUCAUGUAGCUCACUCACUGACACCAGAAGUGUGCAUGAAAAGAACAACAGCUGGUUAUGUAUUGGAAGCUCUGAUGGCCUGUAUGUGGUGGAUCUGGCUACCUCAGAACUCUUAAGAGUUCUUUAUUUCAAAGAUUACCACAGCCUGAGCAUCACACUGGCUGGGUCGUGGUCAAUCUCUUCAGGGUGGGAUAACUCUAUGGUAUUUUUAGUGAGCUCUUUGUUUACUCCAUGCGUGGUCCUGCUGGAGUUAUGUCUGUCUGAGCUAGGGAGGAACUGGGCUUGUGGUGAAGGCUUGUCGGUGUACCCGAGUUCUCCUCUGCUGCCUGAAUCUCCUCUGAAUGUUGCAUUCAAGAAGAAGGAGCCUAAUCUUCCAAAAAAGAAAGGGGGAAUAAAGGAGCAGCCUCUGGUUUUCCAUUCAAAAGUGAGAUCGUCUGGAUAUACCAGUGCCCCGAGAAGAAUUAUGUUUUCACCUAAAACAAAUAUUCAGAAGAAGCCUUCCUCUAAAAAGGCCACCAAAAAUAUGACUUUUCCCCUUAGCGAUUAUCCAGCAGACAGUGCAGCACCAACUAUUCCACACUGUCAUCUGAGCACUGGCAACAAACCAGUCUAUUGCUUUCAGUAUUCAGGUGACGGGAAACAAAUCCUGUGUGGUCUUGGAGACAGCUCGGUGUUAUUGUACAAGUCUUCCCUCACUGGAAAUCCAACUGUCUACACAGGCCAUGGCAAGUCAGUGAGCAGUGUGAGCUGGAGUCUCAACAGACAGUGGUUGUUGAGUGCAUCAGAAGACCAGUCACUCCGAAUCUGGACCCAUGGCAGCGCAGAGCCUGCCAUUGUCAUGGGAAACAGUGCAUUCUCUAAACCCAUAAGAAGUGCUCAGUUUUAUUACCUCGACAAAUUUCUGCUUCUGGGUUCUGGGCCCUCUUUAUGUUUGUAUCUGUAUAAUGUGGACAUCACACGUGAUGACGUCAAAAGAUAUCAACAACGGAGUGUUGUCAAAUUGGCAAGCCGCUUCAUGACAGCAUCAUCAACAGACAUCACUGCCUUGUCUGCAAUCAGUGAUUUCUUUUCUUACAUUGUUCUGGUUUGUGGUUCGGAUCGCUCCAUACAAGUAUUUGACAUGAAUAAGGGAACAGUUGCUUCAGAAGUGCCUGAUGCCCACAGCAGAGCCAUCCACUGCAUUACACAGAACAAGGGCUCCAUGUUCAGCACGCAGGCACCGGAUUCAUACAACCUCUUCCUCACUAGUGCAGUCACAGAUGGUGUGAAGAUUUGGGACCUCCGCACACUAAGGUGUGUGCGGCGCUAUGAGAACCAUGUAAAUCGUUGCCAUCCGUGCUCUUCAGCCAUCUCACCAUGUGGUCGGUUCAUUGCCUCAGGCUCUGAGGAUAACUGUGCCUAUGUGUAUGACAUCCGUAGCAGCAGCUACCUCCACAAACUUCAAAAACAAGCAGACACAGUUCUCAGUGUGACUUUCAACCCAGCCACACCACAGCUGCUGACUGGGACCCUGGAUGGGAAGCUGAGACUGUUUCAGUCCAGCAGUGGGGACUGUCUGUCUCAUGACAACAGUGCUGCUGUGCAUAGCAUCCCCAACAUGACUGCAUAAUUACAGCAGGCUGCUGCAAAGACCAUGCAGAUUUCAUUAAAGCGGUUCCACCCCUCUGGCCAGGAUUUUACUGGGGAAGAAGAACGUAAGGGUUUUUGUUUUUAGUUGGCGAUAAAUGAAGAUAAAAAAAAAAUAGAUACGAGUUUAAAGAGGUUUUGUGUUUCUUGUUGUGUAUCUUUUGUGUUCUUCUCAAAUAGUCAAAAGGACCCACACAUUUCAACUCACUCAUCUUUGUUAGACAUGCACUAUGUAACUCAUUACCUACUGAAAUUCUAACAAAGAUGACUGUAGACUGUCUGUUAUUUAACAUAUCUGUGGUUUAACCGAUUAUGUUUUCAUCUAACUACAUUAUUGUGAUGCAAUAUUUACUCAAGAUAAUUACAGCCAACCUUGCCAAAAACAAUUUUAGCCGCCAUUUUUCCCAUCUGUUGUCCACAUUCUAAUGAUGAAGCAUCAUAUUUUGUUUGUUCAGUAUGUGGAACAGAUUUACUCCUAUAUCACUGGCUACACAACUAUGACCUCAACUGGGUGCAACCUCUUCAGCUGCCAGACACAGAUGCUACUACUGUUCACACUGACACACCCAUCCCCAUUGUCUGAGCUGUACAUUUACUCUUCUCUGCCUUAGUCACAACACAAUGUCAACUACACUGAACUGUAAGAGAACAAAAUGUAAUAAAGUAGGACUCUGACUCCGAAAUAAGAAAAAAUAAAAAGGGCCACAUUGCUGGUAGUGUGCAUGGCAAGUAUCAAUAAAUUGAUACAUCUUGGUUAAA
Molecule: messenger RNA, 3350 nt
Organism: Acanthopagrus latus (yellowfin seabream)
Lineage: Eukaryota; Metazoa; Chordata; Actinopteri; Spariformes; Sparidae
Gene: wdr27
Product: WD repeat domain 27
Exons: 25
Coding region: 151-2574 (807 amino acids)
Molecular function (GO): protein binding
Source: RefSeq, a predicted model, not a curated record